Molecule: messenger RNA, 3044 nt
Organism: Eriocheir sinensis (Chinese mitten crab)
Lineage: Eukaryota; Metazoa; Arthropoda; Malacostraca; Decapoda; Varunidae
Exons: 7
Coding region: 473-1684 (403 amino acids)
Source: RefSeq, a predicted model, not a curated record
UCCUCGUUAAAUCUCUUGUGAAGCUUCUUGGCUCAUUCACUGAUGGGCGGGACUCCACAUCCUCUCAUCACCGAUUCAACCUUACGCUUAUUCGCCGCAUCCCAGUCAGUCUCAACCAAGCCUCCCCUCCCUCAGCCUCAGGACGAAGCGUAAAACCUCAGCCGUGACGAGCGACGAGAGCGGGGUAAUAAUUAGCACCGCCUUCACAGUUGUCUGUGCAUUAAUAGAAGGGGGAAAAAAAUCGCAGGACUUGGACUUCGUGAACGCUGGGAACGAAGGAUUGAAGCUGGCUGAGAAGGAAUCGAAGUGCAGAGUCAAAUCGCGAGGACACAACCUUACCAGGAGAAGAUAGAAGAAGGAAAGGCAUGUGAAAACUGUGCGACUUGGUUCCUCGCAUCCCUGGGCCCUCUCUAAAGUCCAUCCGUGUCUACUCGGGAAGGCUUCGUCGAUAGCAAACAGCGAAAAAGAGAAGAUGCGAACGUGGACCAGGGCGGGCAGAAUGUUGGUGACGAUGGCCAUGGUCCUCAGCCUUUGCAGCCAUUCUCUUCUUCACGUCGCUGCAGCUGCUGACCUCGAUAUCUUGGAAGAUGUCCGCGACGCCUUGGACCACGCUGACCGUUCGCUGAAUGACCUGACUGAACUGGUGGAGGAGUUCACGACGGAGGGGCCACCCGAGACCACAACUACUAACCCUACAACUACUACUACCACACCAGCUACCACAACCUCACCAACUAAAUCUACCCCUAAACCCACCACCACCACCCCUGAACCCACCACCACCACUCCCCCUGAACCCCCCACCACCACCACCCCUGAACCCCCCGCCACCACCACCCCUGAACCCACCACCAUCACCACCCCUGAACCCACCACCAUCACCACCCCAGAACCCACCACCACUAUCCCAGUACCCACCACCACCCCAGUACCCACCACCACCACCCCUGAACCCACCACCACCACCACCACACCAUCCACCACCACCACCCUUGCCACAGAACCUACUAAUCCCACCACCACACCAUCCACCACCACCACCUUUGCCACAGAACCUACUAAUCCCACCAGCACAGCUUCAGGUCUGCAAGCCCUCGCCUUAGCCAAACACUCACCUGAUGCAAAGUAUUUAAAUAAGCAAAGGCUUCCCAGUGAGGGUGAUCCUGAUAUGCCUGACCCUUGGUGGAUGAGGGUCAAUAUGCAUCUCAUCAUCAUGGGGGACCUGAUAUCAGAGAUCAUUGAUGGCAGCAUUGACGAGAGCCAUGCCCAGCAGCUCGAGGAAGAAGCCAGUGUGAUGGAUGACCUAGUGGAGGAGGGCAGAAAUGACACCAGUCUUGUCAUGGAGGGAGAGGUGGACUUAAACCUGGUGGACUCAGUGCAUGAGGAUUUGUUCAAUGCUUCAAACUUGGUGGAAGAAAUGAUUUCCAAUGAAAAGGCUGACAACACGGAGAUGGUGGUGACCAUUGUGAUGCUGUCCUUGCUGUUUGUCGUAGUGUUGACUGGCCUGAUCAUAGCCUGUGUCCGGCCAUGGACCAAACGAUCAGGCCUGAGGAGCAGCCAAAGCAAAUGGGUGGCAGACAGUGUGGUGGCAGUGGAUGGAUCACGGAAGUUCCGCGACUCAAGAUUUAUGCAGCACUCGCAUGUCUACACGGACCCGUAUCAGAACCACGACACUAAAGUCUAGGGCUGUAUCAGCUUGUUCAUAUGGAGCUUGUGGUGGUCUCCUCCAGGUGGCUUCAAGAAUAGCCACUUGGAAAAACUUUGGUCAGCAACUUAUUUUAUUUGGAUUCUGUAGAAUACUAUCUAUAACUGCACAAAUGUAUCAAUCAAUCAAUCAGUGGGGGCACACCCCAGAGGGCACGUCACCUAAGUAGGGACAGACCUAUCUGUAUGAGGAGUGCAGUGCCAUCAACCUCCCCGAACUGUCUUUCUCCCUCUGCUUUCUGUUUGUGCUUCUCUCUAUGAGUAGCCUGGGGAUUUAAUCUCUCAGGGGUCCUGCAUCCCAUGCCCUAUGGUUAGCAGUCAGUUCAGUCCUUGAUUUUGGUUGGUUUGGGGGAAGGGUUUGCAUCCCCUCCCACACCAAACACCCCUCACUAGCCAAAAACAAAAGAAAAAGUAGAGGUUGGAGUCAUGUCAUAAGACGUCAAUGACAGGUGCAGGGCAAAGGCUGCGGAACCCCUGCAUCUAUGAGGAAGGGCCUCCUAACCCCCCCUUUUGUCUUGGUGGUGGCUGGGUAGAAGAAGCAGUACCUGCCUGCGUGUGGGGUUCCUAGAAUGUCUUAAAAUAGUACACUUGUAGUAUAACUGUAUAUAGCUUUUAUUUAUACCUAGAAACAUACUCUGCAAAAAAAUGCAAAGGUGCAAAAGUAAAAUUACUACCGACAUGUACAUGUAUAUAUGUAUGAGUAAAUGUAUGUGUAUAUAUGUAUAUAAUUAUGUACUUAUACAUAGGAUAUGUUAUACUUAGAAUACAUUAUACUUAGGAUGGGAAGGGGGCCUGCAUGGAGACUUUGGCUGGAGGAACCCCCGGGAUUGGGUGUUGCAGGGUGGGUGAGGUGACCCCUCCAACCCCUUGGUGUAAGCCCCCGUUGAUUGAUUGAAUGUCUCUUUCAAUGAGAAUCAGACUUCGAUGACUCUUGAGGAAAUGGGAAAGAGAUGAACGGUCCAAAGUAUGAUAGUAACUUUUAGCAAUUGAUGUCUGUGAAGAAUAAAACCUUAGAUGAAGAUAUAUUCAAGCUACAUGAAGAUAUAUUCAAGCUACAAGUGUAUGUGAUGCUGUCUAUUGAGCCCAGCUGUCUGAUUAGGUUGAAAAUUACACUUGCAUUAUUGUAUUAUAAUUGUACAUAAAGCUCUUAUUUUAGCUCAAUGUCUGGAAGUUCCUUGUAAGAUCUCUAUCCAACAAUGAGAAAGAAUUUAAAAGGCCAAUUGACAUCCUGAGAAAUGGACAAAUGCCCUGUAACUAAAUGAACAGUACAGGACUAUUAAACAUCCCUGUAUUUCAAACAGAAGGAAAGGCCACAAUUUAAUAAAACAAAUUGAAAGUGC